GAUAAUAAUUUUAGAAUGGCAGAAUUUUUGGCCGAAAAUAAUGCUUGUGGUCAAAAUUUAUUACACAUUGUUUCUGUAGGCAAUGCAAUAAUUGCGGAAACACUACGGCUAAAGGACUACAUUCCGGACAUUUAUCGAUUGGAAUCAAAGGCUGAUAUACAGAAGUAUUCAGAAAUAAUAUUGGAUUUUAGCUUUUUAAAGAUAGCCGAGGCACAAGAACAAAAAAUAGAAGAGAAUCCGGAGCUACAAGAUCUGGAUGAUGAAGUUCGCGAAAACUAUCUUGAUCUCUUAACCCGAUUUUAUUUGGCAUUUGAAAGUACUCAUCAGUAUGCAGUGGAUCUUAAGCAUUUUAUUGAUGAACUAAACCGUGGUUACUACAUCCAACAGACUCUUGAGUCCGUACUUCAAGAUGGCGAAGGAAAACAAUUGAUGUGUGAAGCCUUGUAUUUGUUUGGAACAAUGUUGUUGCUUCUGGAUUAUCAUAUACCAGGCGUUAUACGUGAACGCCUCUUAAUAUCAUACUAUCGUUAUAGUGGUGCAAAAGCACAAGGUGACAGCAACAUCGAUGAUGUGUGCAUGUUGUUACGUUCAACAGGUUUCGUUGUUGACACAGCACCAACAAAUUUCAACUCGAAGAAAACGACACCGUCGCAAUACCCGGUUUCAUAUUUUUCUCGCUUUAUUUUCGAUCAAAACUUUAUCGAUAUGGUUAUAGGACGUUUACGUUGCGACGACCUUUACAACCAGCUCGCCAUUUACCCGCAUCCCGAACAUCGCUCCACAGCACUUUCCACACAAGCAGCUAUGCUUUUUGUAUGUCUCUUCUUCACACCACAAACACUACAUUCACAAGUGUCGCAAAUGCGUGAAAUUGUUGACAAAUUCUACGCCGAUAAUUGGGUGGUAUCUAUAUACAUGGGUGUAACGGUUAAUUUGAUUGAUGCCUGGGAUGAAUUUAAGGCAGCAAAAGCUGCUUUGGCGCCAGUUGUAGAUACCGCAGUCAAGGGAUUAUGUUUGUUGCACAAGGAGAAAAUGAAAAAGACCUUAAAGCAAACACAGGAAAUUCUUCGAGCUGGUGUACUCUCUGAUGACUUCGUGCUGCAGAAUAUAACCAAAAUUAUACCUUUAAUGCGACAAUGCAAUGUGCUAUUACGCUGGUACUUCACGCAUACGUCAAAAGCGGUAUUAGUUCUAUCAAAAAGUAUACAAAAAACGCAACAGGUUGAGCAACUUGUCUGCAAUGAAUUAAAUUAUAACAAAGAACAAUUGUUAGAGCUUUUACUUGACUGUAGUCAAUUAGAGUUGGUCGUGAAGGAUAUAUUACGUAAUUUAAUCAACGCCAAAACAGAACGUUGGACACAAUUCAAACGUGAAGCGUUGGACCGUCUAAAUGAACUUAGUGAAGCAUUUGGUGGAUCGCGUCCUCUUUCAAAAAUUGAAAAUAAUUCACAGUUGAAAAUGUGGUUUAGCGAAAUAUCGAAAGAAGUUGAAAAACUCAAUGCAGAGAACGCUAAUAUCUCCGGACGCACAUUAAUUCAACUAAUACAAGCUCUAGAGGAGGUGGAAGAAUUUCAUAAUCUGCAAGCCAACAUGCAAGUAAAACAGUAUUUGUUAGAGACACGAGAGUUUUUACAUCGCAUGAUACAGAUUAUUAAUGUCAAAGAAGACAUACUCAUCAACAUUCAACUGAUAAGCGAUCUAAGUUAUGCUUGGCGUUUAUUGGAUCGAGACUUUACAACAAUAAUGCAAGAGAACAUAAAAAAGCAACCAAGACCUGUGAUCCGCUUGCGCGCUGCAUUCCUCAAGCUAGCAAGUGCUCUCGAGAUACCGUUAUUACGUAUUAAUCAAGAACGUAGUGAAGAUCUUGUAUCCGUCUCCAAUUACUACAGCACCGAGUUAGCGAAUUAUAUGCGUAAAGUGCUACAAAUCAUACCAGAAACUAUGUUCAGCAUAAUGUCCCGCAUUAUAACUCUUCAAACGGAGGUUUUGCGUGAAAUUCCCACACGCUUGGAGAAGGACAAACUGAAGGAGUAUGCCCAAUUUGAUGACCGUUACACAAUUGCAAAACUUACUCACAGCAUAGCCAUUUUCACUGAGGGCAUUCUCAUGAUGAAAAAGACGCUAGUUGGUGUGAUUGAGCUAGAUCCCAAGCAAUUACUUGAAGAUGGCAUACGCAAGGAACUAGUUCGACAUCUCGCAAACGCUUUAAAUGUAGGUUUGAUUUUCACAACAACGGGCAAAACGAAGCAACCACCGACAGCUGAAUUAGAAGCGAAGUUAUUGGCAUUGGCUAAGAUAAUGGAUGGAUACAAGCGUUCUUUUGAGUAUAUACAGGAUUAUCUAAAGAUACACGGUUUGAAGAUUUUACAAGAAGAACUCACGCGCAUUAUCAACUACAAUGUAGAGAAGGAAUGUAAUGCAUUUUUACGCAACAAAAUACAAGACUGGCAAUCACGUUACCAAAGUCAAACUAUACACAUACCGAGCUUUACGCCCCUACAGGGAGACAAUUCGAAGUCAAAUAAUUUCAUCGGUCGCUUGGCACACGAAAUACUCCAGUGUACAGAUCCUAAGCAAACAAUUUUUCUGGAACUCAAAGCAGCUUGGUAUGAGAAGCGUGCGCCACACAAAGAAGUGCUCAAUGCCGGCUUUUUCAGUAAAGUACGUGAGGCAAUUGGGCCUGCCGGCUUAGUUGGUCUUGAUCGUCUUUAUUCGUACAUGUUUGCAGCUGAGCUGAAGCGGAAUCUAGAAAAAAUGCAAAAGAAUUUGGCCAACGACAAUAUGUGGCUGGAAGCAUUGAAUAGUUUAAGUACUGAAUUGGAAUCGAAACACUUUCCUGGUGGAAAUGCGGCAAACCCACUGAAAUUCUAUUUCGGUUAUCACAAUCGUUGGUUGAAGGUGUGGCCAACUCUUUUGGAAUGGUUGCUACUGUUGGGCCACAAGCAAAUUCUUCGACAACAGUUGGCAUUCGAGUUGAACCGGAGCAGCAAAUGUAAUUCGAAAAAUUUAGAGUCGGCAUUGGAAACUUUUAAUAGAGCCUUACUCAAUGAACUGGAACAACCAGCAAUCUAUACGAAAUUCACCGAUUCAGAACGUGGCGGUCAAUUGCUAUACGAGUUUAAUGAAUACUUGGCAUUCACAGGCUCCUACGAACCACUCGAGCAAGUGUUCCUUACUACCAAAAGUACACAUCACGUGGCACUAUUUCUCUUCUUGUUUACCAUAGCGCACUUGCCACGCCUACAAUUUAUGUUGAAUACAAAUAGCUUGUUGGCGAAAAAUCCUAAGGAUGCCAUAGAUGGAACACCGCUGCUAGUAGGUAUAUUAACGGUUUUGCAACAAUUCCAUAAGGAGGUGAAAUUACUGUACUUGACUUAUUUGUGUCAAUAUGCAACUGUGAUAGUAGAAUCGAACAUAAGCGCAAAAAAUGAAAUAAGUGUGGAAGGCACAACGGCCUUGCAUUUUAUGGAAAUAUUCAUCCGGUUAGCCAAGCUGCCGCGAAGUGUUUUAUCCGAGCGUUGUCCUGAGAUUAUAUUAAAUCAAUUUGAAUAUUUAGCUAUGAGUAGUAAAAAUUAAAUAUUGUAUUAUAUAUUUUUAUAUGAAAAAAAAACACAUAUUAAGUUGCUUAUAUAAAACACAAACAGAAUAUAUAUUUUACUUAUAUUUCUUUUUUCGUAACAUAUGCUAUGCAAUUAAAAAGCUGGCAGACUUAAUUUAGUAAUUUAAUAUACAACAAUAUCUUAAAAAAUUUGGGCAAAAAAUAAUAAUAAUAGCUCGUGAGAU
This is a messenger RNA of Ceratitis capitata (Mediterranean fruit fly), 3783 nucleotides long. RefSeq names its product WASH complex subunit homolog 5 (gene Strump). The record is from RefSeq and is a predicted model, not a curated record. Bases 16 to 3576 code for a protein of 1186 amino acids. Gene Ontology annotation, cellular component: WASH complex; endosome. Lineage: Eukaryota; Metazoa; Arthropoda; Insecta; Diptera; Tephritidae. Gene Ontology annotation, biological process: endosome fission; regulation of actin nucleation; endosome organization. The transcript is spliced from 7 exons.